Messenger RNA from Sycon ciliatum, 2645 nucleotides. RefSeq lists its product as uncharacterized. The record is from RefSeq and is a predicted model, not a curated record. NCBI's taxonomy places the organism in Eukaryota, Metazoa, Porifera, Calcarea, Leucosolenida, Sycettidae. The coding region runs from base 63 to 1862 and encodes 599 amino acids. The transcript is spliced from 2 exons.
GGAUGGGAGUUUGAGCUCUCACUCGGACCUGGUUUCUGGCGCCCCGUUCGCAACUCACCCUGAUGCAGAGUGGCCAGUGUUGCCGGUGCAACGGCAACGGCACCUGCGUCAGGUGUGACUGCACCAAGGCGGCACGGAAAUGCUGGAGCUGCCUUCCGUCAAAGAAGGAUCGUUGUAAAAAUUCCGCCAUCCCUUCUCCUCCCCAGCCGGAGCAAGCUGUCAACGGCCAUCGACAACCUACGGUGCAGGACAACGCUACGGGAACAGUUCUAACCGUACAAUGCGAUGAUGCCAGCGUGGAUGCCAGUGCAGCCACAGCUCUCACCGCCACCCUGCUGGCAGAAUGUCGAGAUCCCGUACCCGUAGAUCUACCGUGCAGCGGUGAGGUGGCGGCUGACCAUGAGGCCAAUCAAUCCACUCGAUUUACUGGCGAUCAGACCGCUAGCGCCGCCUCAGACUCCCAACAGUUUGCUUGGAGAGCACUGGAUCAGCUGCAACCAACCACCGUGGUUACGGAGGGCGGAGCGGACGAGCCUCCUGCCGGCGCUCAGUCGGACUCCCAGCAGUAUGCGUGGAGGACACUGGACCAGCAUCAAGCACGCACAAGUGUGUCCCAGGAAAGCCCUGUGCCCACCCCAGAAGAGGUCGACCUCGUAGCCAAUCUGGAUCAGAGCCAGCUGCAACAGACCCCGACACACUCAGAUCAGGAGCUGGAGGAAGGACCACGGGAUCUCCCGAAUUUCCCUACUGCCCCCACUACAGGAUUCCUUCUGGGCGAGCGUACCAACUUGGAUUCUGUGCAGGCUGUGCAAGACGUGUACGAAGAAGUGGUACACUGUAGACCGAAUGCAAUGCAGGUACCCCGAGGAGCCACUGGCAAGCUCUUUGUAUCCCAACUCUCCAAUUACAUUGUAUGCUUUGGAACCAGUGGGCCAUAUGAAGGCAUAGCUCUGAAAGUAGCCAUGGUCUUCCAAAUGCUGAUGCUGCAGAAGCCGCCAGGUCCUGCAGAGAAAUCCGCAGAUAUCCUGCAGCGCCGCCUAGCAGCAUGGCACAGAGGGGACCUACACGACCUGCUGCACGAAUGCCGAACGAUUCAAGAGGAGCUCACAGCACCUAGCCGGCCCCACCGCGGGGGUAACAAGGAGAAGGAUGAUGCACGCCACUUUGCAAACCUGGUGACAAGUGGGAAGCUAUCCAACGCCCUACGAUCGCUAGCCCCCAACGGAAAUGCUGGAGCCCUGGCGCUGGAUGACAGCAUCGGUGACAAGUCAGUGCAAGAGGUCCUGCAAGACAAACACCCUGACCCUGCGCCCCUAGCCACGGAGGCCCUGAUACAAGGUGUUCCCCCUCCUCAGCCUCAUCCGGUCAGGUUCUCUGGUCUCAAUCGUGACUUGGUGAGAAAGGCGGUACUCAACACUCAUGGCGCAGCCGGCCCGUCCGGUAUAGACGCUGAGGCAUGGAGGUGGAUGUGCACAAUGUUCUCCGACGCGUCUGACUCGCUAUGCGAUGCGCUGGCAAGCUCUGCUCGACGUGUGGCGACCGAAUUUGUCGACCCCCGAUCGCUGGAAGCGUACCUGGCAUCCCGACUCAUCCCCCUCAACAAGAACCCGGGGGUUAGACCCAUUGGGAUUGGCGAGGUGAUGCGGAGAGUGGUGGGCAAGGCCAUCCUGUACGUAAUUGGUCAGGAUAUUCAAGAGGCAGCUGGCACCCUUCAACUCUGUGCAGGCCAGGACUGCGGGAUCGAGGCGGCGAUACAUGCCAUGCAGCAGGCGUUCGACCAGGAGGAUACCGAAGCGGUCUUAAUGGCAGAUGCCACGAAUGCGUUUAAGGUGGCUCACACCCUCUGCGCGCGCAUCGUUUGAAAAGUGUAGAUUUUCAGUAAAUUUUUCGGUAGCGAUGAUUUUUGUGCGAUCAAUCGUUGUAGGAAACGUCUUCUCGCUUUUCUGCAAUUCUGGCGACCUACAGCUAGAACCUGCUGCUACUGUGCUAGUGUCCCUCUUCACUCGUUCUUUCUAUGAAAGGGGAAGGCAGCACUCGCAGAAGAUUUUCCAAGAAUGCAAUGUCGACUGGUGCUCGUACUAUAAGAAGGGAGAAAUCAAAGUCACUGGGCCGCUCUUGAAUCACGCCUGAGUCGAAAAUUAUUUCAGAAUACGCUUGUGUAGAUUUCCUGCCAGUGCCACUGACAUCUCGCGACCUUCAAAUAUAACUUGCUCGAUCAUCUCCCGCACUGACUGGUAAAUUCGUCGGGUAGCUGUGGAUGGAUCGAUUCAGGGAGAUCGAAGAUUGGAUGGCAUUGGAGGUGAAUUUGAUAAUUUGUGACUGUGUCAUCAACCAAGUGAGGACAUCAAAUAUCAACAGGGACGUUCCGAAAAUCACAAACGCUGCGAAAUAGGUAUGAAAUGGUCUUACACACUGGUGGGUAUUCCACAUUCAUUGUGUCAUAUCUUUAGACUGUUCGAAAGUUUGUCGUGCCGUGCAACUUUCACAGACUAAUCCGAUAAUUGGCAUGUCGCCCUAUCGGCACACACUAAUGCGUAUGCCGCUGAGUCUAUCUAUAUGUGCACGCACAUGUGUGUAUACUUACACAAUUUUAUUACGUGUGCAAAAUUAGGCAAUCUACAUGUACGUAUAUAUGUGUGUGCACU